UAGACAACAAACACAAUGGCCAUACUUUGUUUUUUCAUGUUUUGUUUGAUUCGAUUAGCCAGAUGUUUGUUUGAAAAAGAAGUAAAUUUUAUUUGGUUUAUUUGGCUACAAAAAACAAUGGAAUCACGAGCUAAUCUAAAAGUUGAACCUGCAUAUCAUGAUGGUAAUGGCGAUGACCAUCCAAUAAUAUCACCGACAAGAAAAUGUUCCAUCAAAAAUUUGAAAAAAACAUCUCAAUCAUCAUCGGCUAUACGACGUUCAAAAUCAUUGCAUGAUACUAAGUGUUGCAAUGGAAUGAAUCGUUCAUUGAUCAAUCAAUCAAAACAACAACAUCAACAGCAAUUAAUCAUGCGGAAUCUUCCAAUCAAUAGCAAUCAAAUUAUCAAUGGUCCUCAUUAUCAGGACCAUCAUGACGCUAAUUUAUCAAAUAAUGCUGCUAAACAAUUAACACGAACAAGUAAUAUAUCAUUACACAAACAACAGCCAACAAUUUCCAAAUGGAAAAAAUCAAAAUCAACAAAAGAAGCCAAUAACAAAAUCCAUAAUAAUCAUCACCAUCGGGCAAAACGAACCCAAUCAUUCAAUAUCGAUAGUAAUGAUCAACUACGUAAUGGUAGUUUUAGUUCCGGUAAUAGUAUUAGUUUGAAAAGUUCCUCCGGUUCGAUCGGUUUAUUUGAUAAUAAUCUUUAUCAACAAAUGAGCCUUCUAUCACUUCAAUCGCAGAAUAAUCAUCAUAGUAGCAGCAAUAAUAGUAUUACCACAGCCCCAGCUACUUAUAAUGGCUUCAAUGAUUUACAUGAAAUUCAGUCCAUCUUUUUGAAUUGUGGUCGUCCCCAACAAUUGAAUAAUAAUAAAUUCACUAAUGGCUAUAAUGUCAAUUUCGAUGGUGAUCAAGAUGUUUAUGGUGAUAGUAAUGAUCACAGUGAUGACAAUGACCACAGUGACGACAGUGAUGAACAUUUUUAUAAUCAAAAUUCAAUGCUGCUAAAUAAUAAACUUACAUCAUCGUACACCUCGUGCUCGAACAUGUCUAUUAAUAAUGUUAAAGCAUCAAUGACGAAUGAUCAAACUAUAAACGACGAUGAUAGUCAACAUGUGAAUGAUAAAAAACAUUACAAAUCAACAAAACAUAAUAAUAGGCAACAACAUCGUUUUUAUAUAAUCAAACAACAAAAUUAUCCCCCAUUAUAUCUCAAUAAUAGUUGUAAUCGCAAACGAAUUCAUCGCAUCAUUAUGAUUGGCUAUCCAAAUGUCGGCAAAUCAUCAUUGAUUAAACAGUUUCGUCAACAUCUACAGCAAACAUGUUCGUUUAAUCCGGCCAAUUGUAACGAAAUGAAUGAUGAUCGAAAUUUAUUCAUACAUUUUGUGGAAAUGGAUUCAAUGCUCGAAUAUAAUGACAAUAUCUAUCAUGGACAACAAAAUUCAUCAAUCAUAAUCGAUUAUCAACCUGAUGUUUAUCUAAUUAUGUUCAGCGUGAAUGACAGAGAAUCGUUUAACUAUGUGAGGAAGGCAUUGAUCGAUAUACAACAUUGGGAUGAUGUUGAAAAUAAAAUCAUAAUAAUUGUUGCCAAUAAAUGUGAUCUUGAACGAUCUAGAUGUGUUAAUCGUAAAGAGGCCAAAAAAUUAGCAACCGAAAAUGAUUGUAAAUAUAUUGAGAUAAGCUGUACUAUAUCACAUAAUAUUCAUACAUUAUUGCAAGGUAUUGGUGCGCAAAUCACCCUCAAAAAUGGACAACUAUUCAACAAUCAUCAUCAUCAUCAUCAUCAUCCUCAUCUAAAUCAAUAUCCAAAACUAGAAAUGAAACAUGAUGAGAAUGAAGCACUUAAUAAUAACCAUUACAAUGGUGAUCAUGUUGAUGAUGAUAAUGUUCAUUUUCAUCAUCAACAAGUCGAUUCGAUGCGUAUUGGCAAUGACAAGUCAUCAUCAUCUGGAGGAUUGAAACGACGUGAAAGUUUUUUGAAACGAAUUCUACGCAAAGCAGUCAUGUCAAAAUCAAAAUCCUGUGACAAUCUACAUGUUUUAUAGAAUGGAUCAAACUUGUGUAAUAUUUUUAAAAAUAAAGUCAUUUUUUAAUUAA
Molecule: messenger RNA, 2077 nt
Organism: Dermatophagoides pteronyssinus (European house dust mite)
Lineage: Eukaryota; Metazoa; Arthropoda; Arachnida; Sarcoptiformes; Pyroglyphidae
Cellular component (GO): plasma membrane
Molecular function (GO): GTP binding; GTPase activity; calcium channel regulator activity
Source: RefSeq, a predicted model, not a curated record